This is a messenger RNA of Diospyros lotus (date-plum), 2622 nucleotides long. RefSeq lists its product as uncharacterized. NCBI's taxonomy places the organism in Eukaryota, Viridiplantae, Streptophyta, Magnoliopsida, Ericales, Ebenaceae. Gene Ontology annotation, molecular function: zinc ion binding. The coding region runs from base 910 to 2433 and encodes 507 amino acids. The transcript has 8 exons. The record is from RefSeq and is a predicted model, not a curated record.
AACACAUACGUAAUAAUUAUGCCCUCAUUUUCAGCGUCUCCAUCGAAUGAUGGAAGCACCACUCACCCCUACAAAACAAUCGCAAAUCAAACUGUAGAUUCUGCUGCCAGCUAGUGCUUGCCACGCGUUUCGAUCAUCCUAAACUUUGACAAAAAUCUUACACGUACAAGUGGAUGUUAACUUCAGUAGCUGUCAUUCAGUCACUGUCCUCGAAUCAAAGUGAAAAACUUGUCAAGGAAUGGACCUUACCAGGAAAUGACCAAGACCAGGCCUUGGAGAUGUUGACCAGUGCCGGCUAGUGGUGACUGACUGGUGAUUCAGUUACAGCGAGUGAGGGAAGUCAAGCGAGUUCCCCCACUUUGAAAGAGUUGGGGAGAAAAAAGUUUGGUAUAUUUGUCCACGAAAUCUUAUCUCCAAAUUUUGUAUGAUUUAAGUUUUUUUUCCUUUUCAUUCAAAGUUUGGUUUUGCCGAAUGGAAUUCUAUAAUAAUAGUAAAGAGGCCUUAAUAAGAAAUUUUAUUCUAAAAUAAUAAUAGACGAUCUUCAAAUGUCUAAACUAAAUUUUUAUAUAAAUAGAUAUAAAUAUAAAGAUAUUUUCUGACAAUCAAUGUAGCUGCUAUCUCACAAAAUCCGUACUCACGUAGAAUGGAAGAGUGGGCAGUGGUGGGCUAGCCAGCACUUUCCACCUGUUUUUGCCAUAAAUGAAAGAGAUAUAUGAUACCCAACAAACAUCAUGGCAACCCAUUAAUUGGAACACUUCAUCUUCACUCUCCCUUCUCAAGAAGCACUAUAACCCACCAUUACUUCUCUUCCGCUUCCCUGCUUUUCUCUUUUUCUCUCUUGAAUUGCUAGGUCUGUUGUUGUAGUUCCGGAAUUGGGCUUUUUCAGGGUUCAGCUAAAGUUGCUGUGACAUGAAGCAGACUGAACUCCCAAACUCCCUGUCAGCUGAGCAUGGCGGGAUUGCAUGCCAGAGUGAAGUUGCCAUUCCCAUUCAGGAGGUUGAAGAUUCCUCUGAUACAGCUGAAGAAACCCCACAUGCUAAGCAUUGGAGGAGACAAAACCUCUUCCUGGAGAUUCCCUCAAGAACGUUAGAGGUUUCUCAUCAGGAGUUUGUUCAAAUAAAGAUGCCUCCAACUUCAACUCCCACUCCCAAGAAAGUGAAUUUCAAUCUGACACCAAGUGCUUCUAAUGGAAGAAUAAGUGGGUCUCCAGGCCCGUCAUCCAGAGGUAAAUCGUCCUUAAGAAAUCUCCUACCAAAACGAAGCUUCAAGGCCCGCAGUUCUCAGUCAGAUGCUGAGAGAACUACCAACAUAGCUCAAGAAGUUUCAUCCUGCAUACCGCAAGAAAUGCCUACUAUGUCAAGGUCAUGGUCACUUACAAAAAUAUUUACUCCUCGUAUGAAAAAAACAUCAUCUCUACCUGUUACCCCAAUCGGGCACUCAAACCCAGAAUCUGUUGGUGGAGAAAAUCUUGGUGGCUCAGUCAAUUUAAAUAUAAAAGCAGUCCAUCACCCAAUAUCUCGUUCACUUUCAGUCCCUGUCAUCAACAAAGAAAGAAGAAUGAAGAGAUCAGAUUCAUUUUUCCGUGUAAUUCCCUCAACUCCACGAGUGAAGGACGGGGAAACUGUCACGUUAAGUACAAUGCCAACAGGAGAUGCUGAAAAUAUUGAAGCAGAUGGCGAAGACAUACCUGAAGAAGAGGCUGUUUGUAGAAUUUGCUUGGUUGAGUUAUGUGAAGGUGGUGAGACCCUCAAGUUGGAAUGCAGCUGUAAAGGUGAACUUGCAUUGGCUCACCAAGAGUGUGCAGUAAAAUGGUUUUGCAUCAAAGGCAACAAAAUCUGUGAUGUGUGCAAGCAUGAGGUUCAAAAUUUACCUGUCACACUUAGGCGGAUUCAGAGUGUCCAAAGUCAAAUUGUUGGAUCAAGUAUGGCUUUUCAGGUGGAAAUUAAUGGAUACAGGAUUUGGCAGGAAGUGCCCAUUCUUGUCAUUGUCAGCAUGCUUGCUUAUUUUUGUUUUCUUGAGCAGCUUCUGGUUGGAAAGAUGGGUACUGGUGCAGUUGUCAUCUCUCUCCCAUUUGCUUGUGUUUUGGGUCUCCUUGCAACAGUGACUGCUUCAACCAUGGUAAACAGAAGAUUUGUCUGGGUCUAUGCAUUGACCCAAUUUGGACUUGUGGUUUUCUUUGCCCAUAUUUUCUACUCCUUGGUUCAACUGCAAGCUGUGCUGUCAAUUCUCCUCUCAACGUUUGCAGGGCUUGGUGUUGCGAUGUGUGGAAGUUCAAUUGUUGUCGAAUUUAUGAGAUGGCAAAGACAGUGGCGUGCCUCAUCUGGCCAGCAUGAUGACAACCAACUCGUGACACGCCUAAAUGGAUUGCCUCGCGCCGCAACUCCACAUCCAACUCCAUCUCAGCCGGGGCCGCCCUCAUCCCCGCCAAGCUGAGACACAAAAUCCAGGGUCUCCUAGUGGGAGCUGAAUUAGCAGUUGUAGGCAGCUGAUUGUUAAGCUUUGUGGUGUGUGAAAAUGCUUUAUCGAACAAACGAAGGGAAGGAAGAAUUAUAUAAGUUACCUGAUUCAAAUGCAAACAAACAAAGGGAAGGAAGAAUUGUAUAAGUUGAUUCAACUGCAAAA